AUGGUGACCGUAUCUCGAUAUCAGCGCUGGUUCUCUUCAGAUGCGUUUGCGACCCUGGUGGUUGCAAGUGCAGUAUUUACGGACAACUUUGUGUAUGAUCUGGUCAUUCCAUUUUUGCCACAAAUGCUGAAAACCAGGCUGAGGAUUACAGCAGAUAAGACUCAACAGUGGACAUCGAUUUUACUAGCAACUUAUGGUGCUGCGUUCCUACUAUCCAAUUAUGUGGUGGGCUAUGCCACAGACAAAGUUCGCUCGAAGAAGGCCAUAUUUUUCUGGGGAAUAAUAUUCAUGAUCGCGGCUGUGCUCAUGUUUUUUCUCGGGCAGCAUAUUGCACUCACGGUAGCUGCUCGAGCUAUCCAAGGCAUAGCAGCCGGCUUUGUCUGGGUAUCUGGAUUUGCAUUCUUGACUUCUUAUCUCGACAGUUCAAAUGUAGGUCGAUGUAUGGGAUUUGUCUCUGCCGGUAUGGCCGCAGGUGAGAUUGCUGGACCAUUGAUCGGUGGUAUCCUGUACGAAUAUACAGGGUAUUACUCGGUAAUGGGGCUCGUACUGGGUAUACUAGGCUUUGACAUUGCUCUAAGAUUCUUUCUUCGAGACAAGCAUCCGCAAGUCGGUAGAGGAAAUAUCGGUUCCACUCAUGCAUCGCUCUCUGAUAUAGAAGCCACUGGUGAAAAUAGCACAUCAGCGGGACGAUCAAUGACGCCGGGCACAGAUGAGCCUGGCUUCCUCGGAAGCACCUCGAUGUCCUCAGACAUUUCUUCGAACGCCGUGCACAAGAGUUUUAAAGCCGGCCAAGCGAGACUAGACAGUUCUGGGAAAUUCUUGGACUUCUUCGCGGACCCUGACUUCCGUAUGCUGGCUACUAGCUUCUACGCAUACGCUGUCAACGCCAUUGUUCAGUUCACCUUGGAGUCUGUACUCGCUAUUUUCGUUCAGAGGUAUUUCGGCUGGGGUAGUACAGCAAGUGGUGGUGUCAUUUUCGCUCUGCUCGCUCCGACUCUUCUCUCGCCCAUGAUAGCACCCUACGUCGAAAGACAUGGGCCACGCUGGCUCAGCGUCAUCUUCUUCUGCGUUGACACAGUGGUAUUGAUCAUUCUGGGCUGGCUUAUACAUGCUAGAUACUUCGUCGAGGCAAGCAAAGGCUUCAAGGCAUUGUAUGUGGUCAUCGUUUCCAUUCUAGGCAUUUCUAUCGCGGUUCUGACGAGCUCCAAUCUGAUCUCCUUUUCGGUUGUUGCCAAACGUCGUGAGGAGAGAUUGAAACGGUCAGGUAAACAAAACAGUUCGACUGGUCAAUCGUUUGGCUGGCUCCAGAUUGCUUGGGCAUCAGGGAUGGUGCUUGGACCGUUGCUCUCGCUUGCAUUUCUUGACACGAUAGGAUGGUUGGCUCUGUGUAUUUUUCUUGCCGCGCUUUGUCUCGUCAGUGGUAUAUUUAUGGCGGCCACCUGGAAAGAAUGGGAUGUGUCUGUUGGAGGCUAAUUGUUGGGAUUUGGUCUGAGAUCUGAAGUAAAGUCGAGCUGUCUAGGAUGCAGGCGUUCAGAGGAUUAAAUAGCAG
Messenger RNA from Pseudovirgaria hyperparasitica, 1549 nucleotides. Its product is annotated as MFS general substrate transporter. The coding region runs from base 1 to 1473 and encodes 490 amino acids. Gene Ontology annotation, molecular function: transmembrane transporter activity. Lineage: Eukaryota; Fungi; Ascomycota; Dothideomycetes; Acrospermales; Acrospermaceae. Gene Ontology annotation, biological process: transmembrane transport. The record is from RefSeq and is a predicted model, not a curated record. The transcript has 6 exons.